Molecule: messenger RNA, 1107 nt
Organism: Stylonychia lemnae
Lineage: Eukaryota; Ciliophora; Spirotrichea; Sporadotrichida; Oxytrichidae
Source: the annotation of a GenBank genome assembly
AUGUGCCUUUUGCUAUGUGGUAACUUUGGUCCUCUUCCUUUCAAAGUAGAUGAAUAGUCAUGCGGUAUUCAUAAUGAUUGCUCUAGAGCACAUCAGGAUGAUAUGAGAUUAAAUUUCACAGCUUAGGUGGUCGGGUCAUAUAGUCCUAAGCUUUUGGAGACUUGCUAGGAUCAUGUCAUAUCUGUAGAUGCUCAUUUUUAGCAAAUGAGAAAUGAUUACUUUGUUCUCAAAAGGCAGUGUGAACCUCUUGAGAUUAUAUUUGUCUAGAACUUAUUCCCUUAUAAUCUUAUUAAAGCAGAGUUUUAAGGUAAUGAAAAUGAAGAGGAUUUGCUUAAGAAUAUUUACAAUAUCGAAAUUGAGUAUAUCGGAAGAAAUCCCUAUCAUAGAAAAUUCUAGGCUAUUGUUGGUCUAAUAUUCAUUACUGCAAACAUCAUCAUGAUUAUCAACUUUUACAAGGUGGACAUAUCUAGAGUUGGAUAGCAGCUUUAGUACUAGUAAUUCAAUAGCCUUAACAAAUUUUAGGGUAUGAUUCCAUAUAAUUUCCCCUACAAGUUUUUCAUUUCAACCUAAGCGAUGCUUGGGCAAUUUGAUGCAUUCUUCAACACUACUUUCAUUUGUGCAAUAUUGAUGGCAAAUAUGGUAAUAUUAGAUAGUCUGCAUACCACUCAGGGAAAAAUAUGGAGCUUUUACUUGUUCUACAGAGCAAAGAUUCUUGUUAUCGUAUUUGUAUGGGUUAUGCUGUUUGGAUAUGUUUUCACAGAACAUUUGAUUAACCUUGAGAGUCACCUCAUAACUAAUAACUAUCAUCCCUAGUCUAUUGGAAUUCAAAUAAUCAGAGUAAAUUUAAAUCAUAACUCAUAAUUAUCAUAGAAAUUCUAUUUGAUUGCUAUUGUUAUUUACUUUAUAGCAGCAGUUUACUACAUUCAUAAAGCAAUUUAAAAAGUAUUAGCGGUAACUAUCGAAAUGUCUGAUUUCCAUACUGGUAAAUAAGGAGAUGAUUCUAUUGAUUUAAAUGAAUUAGAGGAAGGAUACACAAUGGGAAACCCCACAAGUGAGGAUAGGAAAUUUUUCAGAGAAAAAAAUAAAAUCGAAGUCAAAGAUAGUUGA